Messenger RNA from Miscanthus lutarioriparius, 3537 nucleotides. Lineage: Eukaryota; Viridiplantae; Streptophyta; Magnoliopsida; Poales; Poaceae. The record is from the annotation of a GenBank genome assembly.
AUGGCUAAUCCAUGGGGAUUUACAUGGGUGCAAGCAGGCAUCGCAUGGUGCUUAGCUGUGUUAGGUUGGUUCCUGGUUCCUAGUAUCAUCAAGUUCCUGAGCGGAUUGUUUUUCGACCUUAGCUUUGACGCACCAAGAAAGCUCCGGGAGCUGGAGUCUUCCACCGUUCCAAUACUGAAGGAUUUGCUGACAGAUGUAGAGAAGCAGAGGACGAUGAGAUCUAUAGGAGAGGGAUCUCAAGCUGAUUUGAUGAUGCUCUAUAAAUUUACAACUGAUCUCAGAUCUGCCUUGGAGGAAGCAGAAGACAUCCUGGACCUCAUCGAUUAUCACCGCAUCGCGGAAAGAGUCAACAGAGGCAGAGGCACCAGGUUUGGACGAUGCGAAGUCCUCAGCCGAGCUCUGCUUCUGCGGUGCUUGCGGUUCGUGGGUGACACUCUCCGCAAAUCAAGUGGUUCCGUGCUACCAGUUUCCAACGCACCCUCCAUUCCCACGCUACAAAGCCACAGUGGCUGGUCCAGGCUUGUCUUCAACUUCAGCAACUGUUGCCAAUCCAUACUCAACUGGUCAGCCAAUGCAACUGCCAUUGCUCGUUUUUGCCUGGGCUGGUCAUCUGAAGUUGUUGGCAUAAAAAGUAACCAGAUGAAUGACAUUGCAGUAGAGUAUUUCUUAUCUACUAUUGACAAAAAGAGCUUGAGGAAAAGAAUCGAGAAGAUAGAAGAUAUUGUCCAUGCCUUGAAGACAUCACAUCUGUUGAGUCAACAAAGCAGCAGCAGUGAAAUUCCAGUCGUGGAUACUAUCAAGGGAAACAGCAGCAGGCAGAAGGAGAUUCAUAACUUGUACAUGAACAUUGAACGGGUGAUAUUUGGUCGACACAAGGAGCGUGACCAUAUAUGUAGAAUGCUUCGUGAGGGAUCAGACGCUUAUGAACCAAGCUGCAGUACAAGAAAACCUUAUUCUGUGAUUGGCAUAUAUGGCAUUUCAGGGUCCGGGAAGAGUACCCUGGCACGAUAUGUUUGUGACUUUGAGAAGGGCGCCGGACAUUUCAAUCCUAUCAUUUUCAUUCAUGUGGGGAAGAUAUUCAGCCUGGGUGAUAUAUUUCGUGAUAUGCUGGAGCAGAUCACCCAUAGCCGGCCAUGUAAUGACAGUCUUAGAAGUCUAAAAGAAGAGUUGGGGAAAGCAUUGAAACACAAAUGCUUUCUGUUGGUACUGGAUGAUCUUUGGGUCAAUUAUGAGAAUCAGCAGGACAAAAAAAUUCUCCUUGAUACGCUCAGUGUUGCACUGAGUGGAAGCAGAAUCCUGGUUACUUCUCAAACAAAAGAUGCAGCUGCAGUUCUAGAUGCUCAGGAGCAAAUUCUAAUACCUGAUUUAGAUGAGGAGCAGUACUUCUCAAUGUUCAUGCAUCAUGCACUACAAGGUGCAGAUGAUGGACGUUUUCAAAGUCUUGGGAGGAAGAUUGCAAAGAAGCUACACCGCUCGCCUAUUGCAGCAGUAACAGUAGGAACGCAACUUAGGAUGAGAAAAAUAUCAGUUUCUGGAAGAGGGCAGCGGAACUUGACCACUUUUCCCAGAGGAUACGAGUUAAAACGAGAUGAGUUAAUUCGCAUCUGGAUAGCACAAGGGUUUGUAACCAGGAGUAAUGCAACAGAGGAACUGGAAUCUGUAGGACAGCGCUACUUUGACGAAUUAUUGUCAAUCUCGUUUCUGCAAGCACAAAGAAUUGAUGUACUUGAUACAGAGAUCGUCACAAUUCAUGAUCUGGUGCACGAGUUGGCAGACAGGGUUGGUGGAAGUGACUUCUAUAGAAUUGUUCGGAAUGCCUCACCGCAAGACAUUCCACCAGAGGUCCGCCAUCUUUUUGUUGGGACCAACAAUAGAGCAGAUAUCACAGAAAAAAUUCUGGACUUGGUAAAUUUACGGACCCUGAUCAUUGUGGACGAGUCCUACGACCAAGAUCCGAAGAAUUUCUCUGCACCAGAUGUGAAGCACAAGGAAAGGCUUCAGGACCCCUUGAUCAACGAAGAAGUUUUUGAGAGCAUGUUCAAGAGGCUGAGUAAACUGCGGGUGCUGAUCGUUAUGACAAGACAUUACCAUAAACAAAUGUUCUCGGUCCCAGCAUCUAUUGAUCAGAUGAAGCAUCUACGUUAUAUUACCUUUAACCUGUUCAGUUCCCGUGGCAUUGUUGAGCUGGUUUUCCCAAGCACAUCUAGCAAGCUAUACCAUAUGCAGACCAUAAAUGUCGUUCCUUUCUGCAAGGUAUCCUGUCCAGGAGAUAUGGCUACUCUCAUCUAUUUGCGGCACAUCACUGUGUCGUUAUCUUUCCCAAGCCCUGGCAGGAUGACGUCACUCCCACAGUUGAAUCAGUCCAAGAAGAGCAUGUUCCAGAUUGAGCAUUUCGCAAGGAAGGAUGAAGCCACUGUUCCCCAGACCAGAGACAGCUCGUUUCAGUCGCUGGAGCAUCAUCUAGUUGUGCAGCCAUGGUUUCUGGUAGUUACUGUUAGCAUACUCGGAUUGGUGUUCUUGGCUCACACCUUUGGUACAAUAAAUCUGGAUCUGGUGUUGAAUACUAGUUUGGGCAUGAGAAGGGGGGGUGGCAACAGAAUGUCUAACAAUUUUGAUCCGUCUCAUGGUAGGAUGUCACUUGCUAUUAACCAGGAUACAGAAGACAAAACUAGUGUUGGCGUUGAUACGAGAAUGACUGAAGGGGAUGCUGAUGGCCCUUGGAAGGAUCAGAAAGCACUGGCACCUUGGAUCUCAAAUCAAAAGAGUGACCAAUCAGGCAAAGUACGCGAGAAUAAUGUACACCAUCCUUUUUUUAAUUUGCCUGACAAGUUCAUCACCAACCUUUUUUGCCCUGCUAGGUACAAGAUUAUACUGGAUUUGAGCUCUGCUUUGUUCUACCUCCAUCAGUGCUGCGACAAAUGCAUCGUACACGGAGACAUCAAGCCUGAAAAUAUCAUGCUCGAUGCCUCAUACAGCGCCAAGCUUGGUGACUUCGGGACGGCAAGGCUCCUCGAUCGUGAAGCCGAUCCACGAACAACAGAACUUAUUGCAGGGACACGUGGAUACAUUGACCCAAUGUUCGUCAACAACCACUUGCGUUGCCCGGAGGCAGAUGUGUACAGCUUCGGUGUUACCCUCCUCGAGAUCGCUUGUGGCAAGCGGGCAUCGAGGCAGCUGUCAGAUGGAGCCUCCGCUCUUGUACCCUGGGUACGUGGUUUGUAUGAUCAGAGCAUGAUUCUUGAUGCAGCAGAUGAAAAGCUGAACGCCGAGUUCGACCAGAAGGAAAUGGAGCAUGUGCUUGUUACGGGUCUCUGGUGCGCACUACCAGAACCGAGCCAGCGACCGUCCAUUGCGGAAGCUAUGGAUGUUCUGCGUUUUCCAAAUGCAAGUUUGCCGGUGCUGCCACAAAGGCGUGAUCCACAGCUCGUUCGGUUCAUGGAGGAUCUGGUCAGUGAUAGUUCUUCCGUGGAUGCAGUAAACGCAACUACCUAUCUUACUUCUAGGGCGGAUACAGUUUAUCUGCUUGUUGAGGAAUGA